Messenger RNA from Mytilus trossulus (common blue mussel), 601 nucleotides. Its product is annotated as MIF-like protein mif-2. The transcript is spliced from 3 exons. The record is from RefSeq and is a predicted model, not a curated record. Gene Ontology annotation, molecular function: phenylpyruvate tautomerase activity. Lineage: Eukaryota; Metazoa; Mollusca; Bivalvia; Mytilida; Mytilidae. Bases 82 to 417 code for a protein of 111 amino acids.
UACAUGACAUAAUAUUACAUUUAAAUAAGUCAGAUAAACAAGUUCAAUACACAUAACUCCAUUAUACACAUACAUGUAAACAUGCCUAUUGUGCAGGUAACCACUAGUCUUACUAAAGAACAGAUACCGAAAGAUUUUACAAAGACGUUUUCUGCGUUUCUUGCCGAGACCUUGGACAAGCCAAUCGAGAAAAUAACAUUAGUUAUCACCUGUGAUGCUUUAGUUUGUAAUGCUGGAGACGAAUCACCGUUCAUGUUGAUCUCAAUCAUAUCCAUCGCGAGAUUUAACGAGAAAGACAAUCCAGGAUAUACCGACAAGAUUUCUACCUUUGUUAAGGAAGAAACAAAACUACCUGGAAACAAGAUACAGAUUGUUUAUACAGAUCUUCAACCGCAUAUGGUUGGUAAAGGGAAAUGAAGAAAACAACAUAUUAAUGAUAAAAAAUACGUAAUAAACAGAUUAUAAUAUGAAUAUGUAUGACUUAAAACCUUGAUAAUCAUGUUUGAAACACUUACUAAUAAUUAACACAGUAGAAUAUUAUAAUUUUGUUUUAUCAAAAAAUAUUUAUUAAAUUUCAAUCAAAUAAACGAAUUUGACUAUA